This is a messenger RNA of Symphalangus syndactylus (siamang), 5293 nucleotides long. It is a transcript of the gene RNF146, whose product is annotated as ring finger protein 146. The record is from RefSeq and is a predicted model, not a curated record. Lineage: Eukaryota; Metazoa; Chordata; Mammalia; Primates; Hylobatidae. Gene Ontology annotation, cellular component: nucleus; cytoplasm. Gene Ontology annotation, biological process: Wnt signaling pathway; ubiquitin-dependent protein catabolic process. Gene Ontology annotation, molecular function: poly-ADP-D-ribose binding; zinc ion binding; ubiquitin protein ligase activity.
CGGCUUCCGCCCCGCGCGGCCCCUCCUCCGCGACGCGCCGGGUGGUCACGUGACGGCCGCGCGCGUUCCCGGCCGCUGCGGGCUCCGAGGCCAGAGAGAAAAGACUGCGAGGUGGCCGCAGCUGUGGCCGGAGAGCACAAAGAAUGAACCAGCAGUGGAAGAGAAAAUACUGUAAGCUGGCUGACUGCUGGUGAAGAAAAUGCUUUAUUUUUAUGGCAGGCAUCUGUGGGAUCUGUAAUAGAAAUGUAAGUGUAGCAUCAUGGUUUUUUCAGUGCUGCAGUAAAUUAAAUGGAUUGCUUUAAAGCAUAGUAAAUUGAGUAUCUGUCAUAUUUAGUUUUAAUUAUUUUAAAUGAGCAUUUUCUUUUGACUUAUAGGUGCUUUAUUAACAAUUUAUUUACAUUAAAUUAUCGUUAAUGUAGAUUUCCAAGUCUCCUCAGAGGGAAAAAUCUCUAUAAGAAAAACUGAAGACACAGGAGUUUGCUCAAAGAAUGCUAAAAUACUGCAGAGAUCUCCAGGUCCUCUGGGUUCUACCUUCUUUUUACAUAAUAAUUUUCUUAAAUAACUAAGCUAGGCAAGUAGUACUAGCUUUUAUAAAUAAGACAGACUACUAGGUUAUAAAAACUCUAGUUACUAAAAACUUGUUUCACUAAAUUAAAGGAAUUUCUACAUAAUUGAUUUUUUUAAUGUAAUACAUCAUUGCUUUUUAUUCAGAUCACAUCACUCUGAUCCCCAGUUUUACUAGUUGUGCUUUCAUCAUUUAUCUUUGCAUGAUAUGCUUUAAAGUGUUGCACACUACCUUGGAUUUGUCCAUAUUUAACUUCACUGUAUUGAUGAAACAUUUUUCACUAUGAAUACAUUUCUGUUUUCUAAAUUAAUAUAAGCCCUAUGCAACUGGAUGUCAUUCAUGAAAAAUGCAGUGAAUAUUUUAUUGACUUUUAAUUACAGUGUUUUUCUUAUUAGACCAAGAGUGACCUUGGUAGAUGCUAUUUCACAUUUUCCCAGUUUGACAUAAAACUCUUACUUUCUGCUCUUCCAGUAUGAUACUGGUUACAUGUAAUGAUACGUAUUAACAAUAAUUAAUUUAUUAUUAAAAGUAUGACCAUAUUAUUUUUAUUCAGUAUUGAAAAUUUGAUAAUUGAAAAAUGAUACUAAUAAGCAUUUGUCUUUAAAAAUAUAUAUUUUAUUUAAUCCUGUCCAUUUAUCUAUCUGUAUACAUUUUUUAAAAUCUUAAUAGGUCAGAUAGUCUAGGUGCUGGUCAUCAAGGAACUUACUAUGAUCCAGUAAAUGAGACAUGCAUGUAAUUAACAAAGAGUGGAAUAGAUGCCAUAUUAAGGUAACAAUAAGAUGCUAUUGAAACUGAACAGAGGAAGAGAUUAAUUUCAUCUGAAGGGUUCAGAGUGAACAGAGUAAGCUUCACCUUGCCUUUGAAGAAUGAGUAGAAUUUUAACAGUCAGAGAAAAUCAGGAAAUAUUCUUCAAGCCAAGGGGAUGAGGAGGGAAACAGCUGCCUAAUCAUCAACAUAUUUUAGAGGAGUCAGGGAACAGUAAUAUGUGGGAAGGCAGGGUAGGAGAAAGAGACUUCAAAAUAAGUGCAGGGAAUGAACACUUAUUUAGUACUUACUGUAUUACCAGAUUUUACAUUUAUUUAACAUACAGUCAGUCUUAAUUGAUUUUGAUACUUAGGGACAGAGUAUAUUGAUCAGUCUUGGAGGAGUUAGGGGACAGUAGUAACUAGAUGCUGAGGGGUUAGCUUGGUAAACAAGUAGCAAUACCCCAUAUUGAGCCAGGAGGAAUAAUGGUAAGACAGAGUAAAGGUAAAGAUAUUUUCAGGAUUUAUUUUUGAGUUACCUAAUUUCUCAGUGAUACAGGUGUUAGUAUAUUGAUAAACUAGGAGGGAGAAGUUUUAUGAUAGUCUCUGGGGAAUAGGGAAAGAAAGAUGUCUUGGCCAAGUAAAAGUUUACUGGGAUUGAUGGUGUUUAGGAAAUCAAAAUAGCUAUUAAGUGUGUGGGGUUCACAACUUUUGCACCACACAAAAGUGAAUUGUAUGGUGAAAUUUUUGUCACUUAGAGUAACUUGCUUAUUCUUUUUUGCGAAUGUCUCCCUUGUUGGCUUUUGUGGUGGUGGUCUAUCUUUAUUCCCUGUCCUUCUCUGACCAUUCCUUACACCCCUUCCUGGCUAUUUUACCUCGCAGAUAUUGGAGUAAUUCAAGAUUCUGUGGUUGGCCCUUUUGACUGCUCUCUCUACAGGUUUAAUUUGGCCAUUUACUCAUUUUCAUGGCUCUAAGGACCAUGUAUGUGUAUAUAUCUUUUAUAACUACUGACCCAUUUAGAAUGGCAGAAUUAGCUGGCACAGAGAUUGUCAUUUAUUUUAAGCUUCCAAUCUCUGACAUCUUCAUCUUCAUUUCUCAGUCUUUUUUACUUAUCAGUGGUUUACUCCCUCUUUUAUUUUCUCCCCUUUUAAAUGUUUUUUGUUUGUUGGUUUGUUUUUACCAUGGGGAAAGAAAUUAGAUGUUUCCUUGGCAGGGCACAAUAACACAAUAAGGCUUUCAUGACUUAGCUUUUGAUUACCUUUACACCUUCAUCUCCUGCUCUUCCAUUGCUUGUAUGACUAUUUGACUCAGUGUCUUGCAUAUGCUUUUGCCUGGAAUCUGCUCCACUGCCCAGCCCCUCUGAAUGAACACUAAACUUUCUAACCUAUGUCCAUCCUCUCAUCUCUCUCACUGUUAUUUUAGUAAGUAUGUUAACACAUUUUGAUUACGCAGGAAUCAGGCCAUAUUGUAAUUAUCUGCAUGUAUGGUUCCUUAUUUAACAGAGUAGUUGUGUGUCUUAUUUAUCUUUAGACCCAUCAGUACUUAGUAUUGUAUCUGGAACAUGGCAGGUGUUUAGUAAAUGUUUAUCUGAAUCAAUAAGGCAGAAAUUAUAAAUUUUAUGUCAGUGUUUAAGCUGGAUACAUCCAAUUUGACAAGUCUUUUUUCUUCCUCCUCUUCAAGGGAUCUUCAAUAUUCAUGUUGUUUUCUCCCUUGGUCUUAUAUGAUUGUUACCUUUAUGAAGCUUUAGUGAUUACAAAGCACUUUUUUUGUCCAUUUUUACCUGAGCUUUGUAAACUCUGAUUUGCAGGUAAGGAAAUUUAGACUAAUAGUUUAACUGAGUGCCUAAGAGCACAUAAUUAAUAAAGGACUCUAAAACUCAGAUUUUUAGAUUUCUUGUCUAGCAUUCAUUUCACUGUAUAAUAGCUGCCAUGAUUCAAGGUAUCCUUUUCCCUUCACUGGAUGCAGCUUUUCAUUACAUAGUUCUUCAGUGUGUUUCUCCAGGGCUGAUCUGUAAGUGCACUGAUGGAAUUUUUAUACAUUCCCAAGGUAUGUACAAGUAAAUGCUUACAAAAAGUUUUCAUCAGUUGGAGAGUUUUUCCUCUACUUUCAUCUUCAUAUCCCCGUUGUCUGCUAUGUGGCUUGCAUAUAAUGCACAUCAUAGGUGGUUAGUGUUUUCAUAAUUGUUAAAUUAAGAUAUCGCAAGAAUUAAAACAUGACUUUAAUAUUAUGUGUAUUUUUUCUUAGGAUGGCUGGCUGUGGUGAAAUUGAUCAUUCAAUAAACAUGCUUCCUACAAACAGGAAAGCUAACGAGUCCUGUUCUAAUACUGCACCUUCUUUAACCGUUCCUGAAUGUGCCAUUUGUCUGCAAACAUGUGUUCAUCCAGUCAGUCUGCCCUGUAAGCACGUUUUCUGCUAUCUAUGUGUAAAAGGAGCUUCAUGGCUUGGAAAGCGAUGUGCUCUUUGUCGACAAGAAAUUCCCGAGGAUUUCCUUGACAAGCCAACCUUGUUGUCACCAGAAGAACUCAAGGCAGCAAGUAGAGGAAAUGGUGAAUAUGCAUGGUAUUAUGAAGGAAGAAAUGGGUGGUGGCAGUACGAUGAGCGCACUAGUAGAGAGCUGGAAGAUGCUUUUUCCAAAGGUAAAAAGAACACUGAAAUGUUAAUUGCUGGCUUUCUGUAUGUUGCUGAUCUUGAAAACAUGGUUCAAUAUAGGAGAAAUGAACAUGGACGUCGCAGGAAGAUUAAGCGAGAUAUAAUAGAUAUACCAAAGAAGGGAGUAGCUGGACUUAGGCUAGACUGUGAUGCUAAUACCGUAAACCUAGCAAGAGAGAGCUCUGCUGAUGGAGCGGACAGUGUAUCAGCACAGAGUGGAGCUUCUGUUCAGCCCCUAGUGUCUUCUGUAAGGCCCCUAACAUCAGUAGAUGGUCAGUUAACAAGCCCUGCAACACCAUCCCCUGAUGCAAGCACUUCUCUGGAAGACUCUUUUGCUCAUUUACAACUCAGUGGAGACAACACAGCUGAAAGGAGUCAUAGGGGAGAAGGAGAAGAAGAUCAUGAAUCACCAUCUUCAGGCAGGGUACCAGCACCAGACACCUCCAUUGAAGAAACUGAAUCAGAUGCCAGUAGUGAUAAUGAGGAUGUAUCUGCAGUUGUUGCACAGCACUCCUUGACCCAACAGAGACUUUUGGUUUCUAAUGCAAACCACACAGUACCCGAUCAAUCAGAUCGAUCGGGAAUUGAUCGAUCAGUAGCAGGGGGUGGAACAGUGAAUGUCAGUGUCAGAUCUAGAAGGCCUGAUGGACAGUGCACAGUAACUGAAGUUUAAAUAAAAAUGUCUUCAGCUCCAUGCUCAAGGUUGAAAGGGUUACCUGUAAAUUUCUGCCCACAUAACAUUAUACUCAUCCCUAGUAGUGCAUUUUGGGAGUUGGGGUGGGAAGGGGUAUGGGAAAGAUAGACUCAUAAUUAAAAUGUCUAACAUGUCUCUGUUGAGAAAUUUAUUUAAUGUAAGGAACUUGGGUGUUAAUAGUUGAGAGCUGUUUAGUAAUAACCCAGUUUUCUUGAGGUCUGUUUACUUUAUAGUUUUUAAAAACUUCUGUAGUUCUUUUGGCCAGUGUGUUUGUAUUAUCUGUGCAUUAAUGGUCCUCAUCUGACUCCUGCAUUGUGUCUUAUUUUUCUGCAUGGAUUGGCAUUAAGACCAUUACUAAAAUUUGGCACCUGUGAGAUGUUUGAUAUUAUGAGCAGGAAACAUAAUUUAAUGUAUGAAUAGAUGUGAAUUUGGGAUUUCAAAAUAGAUGAAUAACAAUUUUAUAGUAAAGUUAUUGAAAUGGAAAAGAAAACAGCCAGUAACUUAUGUUUCAGAAUGUUUGUAACACACUUCAUGGCGUUCCCAUAGGCUUUGCUGUCUAGUCUUAUAGUUUGGGGUUUUUUGGUCUGCAUUUUUUUUGAUUACAAAAUUUAUAAUUUAAUAAAUACUAGAGUUUAUCAAAAA